UCCGAGUGAGCCAUGGAGCACGUUACGUGCCUGUGCGUUCGCGUCAGUCCGGCCGAUGCGCAGGGCGACGACGAUUGUUUAGCCGUCUGUCGGUUUUCUGGAGGGGUAGGCUUACUGUCAUGGCUUUGAAAAGGAUCAACAAGGAGCUGCAGGAUCUGGGACGAGACCCCCCAGCACAAUGUUCGGCAGGUCCAGUAGGAGAUGAUCUAUUUCAUUGGCAAGCAACAAUAAUGGGACCUCCUGACAGUCCAUACCAGGGGGGAGUGUUUUUCCUUACGAUCCAUUUCCCUACAGACUAUCCAUUCAAGCCACCUAAGGUAGCCUUUACGACAAGAAUCUACCACCCCAACAUAAACAGCAAUGGCAGCAUCUGCCUGGAUAUCCUGAGGUCACAGUGGUCCCCUGCCCUCACAAUAUCUAAAGUGUUGCUUUCCAUCUGCUCGCUGCUGUGUGACCCCAACCCAGACGAUCCCCUGGUUCCUGAAAUAGCAAAGAUUUACAAGAGUGACAGGGAGAAGUACAACGAGCUAGCUAGGGAGUGGACCAGGAAGUAUGCAAUGUGACUUUAAUUGGAAAAAAAGAUUUUUUUUCUUCGUUUUUUUUUUUUUCACACACGUCCUUUGUAUCCCCCACCAGAGGGGAGUUAAAACAACCCUAUGGUAGUGCAAAGAGAAUGUCAGCCACUGCUUUGGAACAGUCUGUGCUUUGUGUAAAUAAAAUCAUCUUUUACAACUGUC
This is a messenger RNA of Ixodes scapularis (black-legged tick), 737 nucleotides long. It is a transcript of the gene eff, whose product is annotated as ubiquitin-conjugating enzyme E2-17 kDa. Lineage: Eukaryota; Metazoa; Arthropoda; Arachnida; Ixodida; Ixodidae. Gene Ontology annotation, molecular function: ubiquitin conjugating enzyme activity. Gene Ontology annotation, biological process: protein polyubiquitination; ubiquitin-dependent protein catabolic process. The record is from RefSeq and is a predicted model, not a curated record. The coding region runs from base 120 to 563 and encodes 147 amino acids. The transcript is spliced from 6 exons. Gene Ontology annotation, cellular component: nucleus.